Molecule: messenger RNA, 3863 nt
Organism: Labrus mixtus (cuckoo wrasse)
Lineage: Eukaryota; Metazoa; Chordata; Actinopteri; Labriformes; Labridae
Gene: camk2d1
Product: calcium/calmodulin-dependent protein kinase (CaM kinase) II delta 1
Exons: 23
Coding region: 238-1800 (520 amino acids)
Biological process (GO): protein phosphorylation
Cellular component (GO): neuron projection; cytoplasm
Molecular function (GO): ATP binding; calcium/calmodulin-dependent protein kinase activity; calmodulin binding
Source: RefSeq, a predicted model, not a curated record
CAAAGUGUCAGUACAGAGAGCAACACUCAACAGCAGGUCGCGACGUCCCUGUCAAGUCCAGGAGGAAACCCGGGAUCUGCAACCAGGAGGAGUCAUCAUUCAAUCACUUAUCACUGCGCUUUUCAUUUUAUUUUUUUCCCACAAGUGACACUUUGGGACACGCAGAAGAGCAAGGGAAGGAUUUGUGGAGAAUAUUAAAGGCUUUCCUGUUUCCCAAGUCUCCACGCUCACCUGAACAUGGCUUCAACGACCUGCACGAGGUUUACCGAUGAGUACCAGCUGUACGAGGAGCUGGGGAAGGGAGCUUUCUCUGUGGUGAGACGCUGCAUGAAGAUCUCCACGGGGCAGGAAUACGCCGCCAAAAUAAUCAACACCAAGAAGCUGUCUGCCAGAGAUCACCAGAAGCUGGAGCGAGAGGCCCGGAUCUGCCGCCUGCUCAAACAUGCCAAUAUCGUGCGGCUCCACGACAGCAUAUCAGAGGAAGGAUUCCACUAUCUGGUCUUUGACUUAGUGACCGGUGGCGAGCUGUUUGAGGAUAUCGUUGCCAGAGAGUACUACAGUGAAGCCGAUGCCAGUCAUUGCAUUCAGCAGAUCCUAGAGGCCGUGCUCCACUGCCACCAGAUGGGCGUGGUCCACCGCGACCUCAAGCCGGAGAACUUGCUCCUCGCCAGCAAGUUGAAGGGAGCAGCGGUGAAACUGGCAGAUUUCGGCCUGGCUAUUGAAGUUCAGGGGGAUCAGCAGGCAUGGUUUGGUUUCGCCGGCACACCAGGAUACCUGUCCCCAGAGGUGCUGAGGAAAGAUCCCUACGGCAAGCCGGUGGACAUGUGGGCCUGUGGUGUGAUCCUCUACAUCCUCCUGGUGGGAUAUCCUCCGUUCUGGGACGAGGACCAGCACAGACUCUACCAGCAGAUUAAAGCUGGAGCUUAUGAUUUCCCGUCUCCUGAGUGGGACACUGUGACCCCAGAGGCCAAAGACCUGAUCAACAAGAUGCUGACCAUCAACCCCGCCAAGAGAGUGACGGCGACGGACGCUCUCAAACACCCCUGGAUCUGCCAACGCUCCACUGUGGCGUCCAUGAUGCACAGGCAGGAGACUGUGGAGUGCCUGAAGAAAUUCAACGCUCGGAGGAAACUAAAGGGUGCUAUCCUGACCACAAUGCUCGCCACUCGCAACUUCUCAGCAGCCAAGAGUUUGCUCAACAAGAAAGCAGAUGGUGUCAAAAUCAACAACAAGGCCAAUGUGGUCACCAGCCCCAAAGAGCCUGUCCCCACUCCUUCUCUGGAGCCUCAAACCACUGUAAUCCACAACCCAGCUGAUGGAAACAAGGAGUCCAGUGAGAGUGCCAACACCACAAUCGAAGACGAGGACGUGAGAGCUUACCUACUUAGCAUGAAAGCUCGUAAGCAGGAGAUCAUUAAAGUCACAGAGCAGCUGAUCGAGGCCAUCAACAACGGAGACUUUGAGGCCUACACGAAGAUAUGUGACCCCGGCCUUACGUCCUUUGAGCCCGAAGCGUUGGGCAACCUGGUCGAGGGAACCGACUUCCACCGCUUCUACUUUGACACCGCUCUUGCCAAAGGGAAAUUGCCAAUCCACACCAUCCUGCUCAAUCCCCACGUGCACCUGAUCGGGGACGAGGCCGCCUGCAUCGCCUACAUCCGCCUCACCCAGUACAUCGACAGAGACGGCAUGCCUCGCACCAUGCAGUCAGAGGAGACCCGCAUCUGGCACCGCCGGGACAGCAAGUGGCAGAACAUCCACUUCCACCGCUCCGGCUCGCCCACUGUGCCCACCAAGUAAGUUGAGAUGAUGAGUUUUGAAGACGAACACCCUCCAGCCUACAGCAGCCAGCUGAACACACCCCGCCCACCAAGUGUCCGACAGACCCUUCAGCCAAUCCCUGCCCAUGAUAGCUAGAGCUCCGCCCACUCAGUGUGUUGUUUACAUAUUGUCACUGCUGGACUGAAGAUUAUUGUACAUGUUUGAGAGAAAAAAAAAACGUAAACAAGGGAGUAAAGUCUUGACAAUAUCAUUUUAUAGUGCGAGUGUUCAUUAAGAGAAAAUAUUGGCAGCAUGUUUUUUAGAUCAGUAACUUUUAAAUAGAAGUGGUUUCCUGGGGAGCCAGUUAAUUUUUAAUCUAGCUGGUGAAAUAUGUGAAACUUCAGUCAUCAUGUAGUGGCAGUUUUCAUUUAAAUAUUGCACAUGUUGAAGACUCAUGAGCUGUUGUGAUGUUUGUUUAUUUUUGGACCGGUAUAUCACAUAUCUGCUUUUUACUCAAGUAUCUUUUCAGAAUGGCAAUCUAUUAAAGCUCAGGCGUAGGCUUGCUUUUGUUCUGGUGAUGUAUAGAUUUUGGUAAUCGAUUGUAAAUCGCUCUCUUUAGCAGUAACCGUAUGAACAUGAGUUUGCUAAUUCUACAAAUGUGUUAUUUCUGGUGUGACCUAUCGGCACCGAAUAUGUUUACUAGGAAAUUUAAACUACAUGUUUAAAAGGGAAACAUACUUUAUUUGUUUGGACGUCCAUUAUCACACAAUCUCUUUUGAUAGAAUGUAAACUUUAGAGAUUUGUACACGUCUUUAAGGCAUUUGACCAUAUUUACAUGGCGGCCAUUUUCUCUGGCAUCAUGCUAAGUGUAGGAAGCUAACUUUCUUGUGUAGUGUUGUACUUCUGUAUUCAAAGUAUUUAGUUGUAAAAAACAAUGAUAAAUAACAAUUACUUCAAUACUUUGGGAUUAAUGAGAAUUAAAAAGACAAUUGAUUGGGAUCUGUAGGAAAUCGGCCGUAUAUCCUCAGAAGAUAACAUGUUUGAUAACCCUUAAGCUACUGUUAGACUGCUGCUAAAAUUAGCAAUAUGCAACUUACUAGCUAGAACAACCAUUCAACUGAAAAUGGUUCAGUGUUUUGAGGUAUCAUAACAAAAAGGACUGAACUUUGUUUAAAAUAAAUAAAUCUGAUAAAACGUUUUAGCUACCAUUAGUUAACAGUUACAGAAGGCAUCAAGCAACUUUGUCUAUCACCUUUACCCCUUUUCUAUUUUUUAAUCUCUAAAUGAUCGGAGGUUACAUCGUAACAGAAUUUCAGCUUCCCACCCUGAGCGUGAUGUUAGAGGGAAAAUGGCUACCAUGUGAACACGGUUAAUCUUGCAAUUCCUUCCAUUCAAAUCAUAUUUAUACAGUAAGGAGUUAAUUUUGUGAAUUUUAUCACUUGUUCUAUUUUGAUGUUUACUUUUUAUAUCGUGAUACUGAUGCUUGUCCCUCGACAUAUAAUUAAUGCUUUCCUUGACGCCCAUUUUUGGUGAAACAUUCCUUUAUUCUAUGUUCGACUGGCGUGAACCAACAUUUAACAGCAUUAAGCUUAAAAUCACAAUGUUUAACAGAACCAGGUUUUACAAGGAACAAAGCUUUAGUAGUAGAAUGAUGUUGAAACUGACAGUAAAGCCAAAUUAUGCUUUGAAAUAAUUAUACAAUUCAGUGCUGGAAAGAAGUUUCACAAAUUAACAUUUUGGGACAGGUAAUUGGGUAUUUAACUUUUAUAAAAUCAGAAUGUUACACUAUUGUUUUAUUUAGGUGUCACUGUUAAAUUUAAUGGUUUGGGGAUUGUUUGCGUCACUUAAAAGAUCAUACUUUAAACACUUCACAUUUGGAUGUUUUGAAAGUUUGCAAAAAGAUUAAACAGAUUGGAUGUUUAAGUUUAGAAGUUAAUCAGCCACAAGGUGUAUUGAGGAGUUGUUGUUUUUUUUUUUUACAUGCAACCAAUUGUCCGUGUUGACCAACAGAUGGCACGCUGGUAUAAGUUGUUACCGUGAUGGGACAAGCCUGAUGUAUGUUUAAGAACUAUCAAAUAAAAUGUGUGAUUUAUGCCAAAUAA